CUUCAAUAUUUUACCACAAACUUCAUACUAUCUUCUUCCUCAUUUUCUGAUCAUUUUCUCUCUCCAAAAACCAUCAUAAAAAAUGGCAGCAACAAUGGCAACAACAAUGGCAGUACUCAACACAAAAUGCUUAACUCUCAACACCAACAAAACAACAAGCACAUCACCAAAGCCCACUUCCAAGCCCAUCUCACUCUCACCACUAGGCCUUUCAAACUCAAAGCUACCAAUGGGCUUAAGCCCAAUAAUCACCGCCCCAGCAAUCGCCGGAGCAGUUUUCGCCACCUUGGGCUCAGUGGACCCAGCUUUCGCAGUCCAACAACUAGCUGACAUCGCUGCUGAGGCCGGAACUAGUGACAACCGUGGGCUGGCCCUUUUGCUACCCAUUAUCCCAGCUCUCGGGUGGGUCCUUUUCAACAUAUUACAACCCGCUUUGAACCAGAUCAACAAGAUGAGGAAUGAGAAGAAGGCUUUUAUUGUUGGGCUUGGGCUAAGUGGGCUUGCAACAAGUGGGCUUUUGUUAGCAACACCAGAGGCCCAAGCAGCAAGUGAGGAGAUUGCUAGGGGUAGUGAUAAUAGAGGGACAUUGUUGUUGUUAGUUGUGUUGCCUGCUAUUGGUUGGGUUCUUUUCAAUAUUUUGCAGCCUGCUUUGAACCAACUUAACAAGAUGAGGUCUCAAUAAACUUUAAUUUUAAUUUUAAUUUUAAUUUUGUUAUAUUAAAUAAAAACUCAAAUUAUUGUUAUUAUA
This is a messenger RNA of Spinacia oleracea (spinach), 748 nucleotides long. The record is from RefSeq and is a predicted model, not a curated record. Lineage: Eukaryota; Viridiplantae; Streptophyta; Magnoliopsida; Caryophyllales; Amaranthaceae.